This is a messenger RNA of Parastagonospora nodorum SN15, 3225 nucleotides long. RefSeq lists its product as hypothetical. Gene Ontology annotation, molecular function: acyltransferase activity, transferring groups other than amino-acyl groups; glycerophospholipase activity. The transcript has 4 exons. The record is from RefSeq and is a predicted model, not a curated record. Lineage: Eukaryota; Fungi; Ascomycota; Dothideomycetes; Pleosporales; Phaeosphaeriaceae. The coding region runs from base 1 to 3225 and encodes 1074 amino acids. Gene Ontology annotation, biological process: multivesicular body membrane disassembly; piecemeal microautophagy of the nucleus; macroautophagy.
AUGGAUCAUCGUAAAUCUCGAAUCAUUCUUCUUUUCUACCUCGCGCAGGUCGCGUCUAUAGUUGCUGCUUCGUCUUGCUUUGCUGGCUUCGGCGCCUUUGGUAGACCAUGCGACGUUGAUAGUGAACCGGCGGCAAAUGGGGUUACUCUCCGACACAUCUUCCAUCAUGGCGCUGGUCAACCAGGCCCUAGGGCCCGCAGGCUAGAUAUCACUGCGGACCAAGCAUUUGUGGCAGCCGCCGCAGGGCAAUAUGGGCCGUUCCCCAUCAAGACGAAAGCCGUCAAGAUUGAGAGACCUGCUGCUCGACUCUACGACAAUCAAAUACCCAUGUCUCCAAUUUGGGUCGCCGAAGACAUUCCAGGCCCGGAUGUAGAAGACAAGGAGACAAUCAUUAACUUUGCAUACAUGUCCGAGGACGCGUACAAGGCCGGUCGGGACGAUCCAGAGUGGCUCGAUGUCGACGACCAAUACAACUCAUCCGUCCCUUUCGGUUGGGAUGACAGUGGUAUCCGAGGUCACGUGUUCAGCGACGACACCAACUCCACCAUCAUCUUGUCAGUCAAAGGCACGACUGUCGCCAUGUUCGAAGGCAAUGGUACGUCCGGACACGACAAGGAAAACGACAACUUGAUGGGCUCCUGCUGCUGCGGCCAAGGUGGCUCGUAUCUCUGGCGCAAGGUGUGCGACUGCCAAACUGGGACGUAUAUGUGCGAUCAGACCUGUGUGAAGGAUGAGUUGCAGAAACCCAACCGAUACUAUGCAGCAACACUUGAGUUGUACGAAGAAGUCACGAAGCUGUACCCGAACGCGAACAUCAUCACGACCGGCCACAGUCUUGGCGGCGUCCUAGCCUCCCUCAUUGGUCUCCAGCAUGGCGUACCGUCAGUGACAUUCGAGACCUACCCUCAAGCACUAGCAGCGCGCCGCUUGGGUCUUCCCACUGCUGGUGAUAUCACACCUCUACGGAAGAACACUGGUGGCUUUCACUUCGGACAUACAGCUGACCCUGUAUACAUGGGCACGUGUAGCGGAGGAUCAAGCUUCUGCUCAAUCGGUGGCUACGCUUUUGAGACGGUUUGCCAUACUGGUAAACGUUGCGCUUAUGAUGUCGUCAAAGAUCUUGGGUGGAGGCAAAGCACAUCAACCCAUCGCCUCAGAUACGCGAUUGACAACGUCUACAAAGUCUAUGAAAAGGCAGCGCCGUGUAUUGACGAGGAUGUCAACUGUGUUGAUUGUUAUCUUUGGAAGUUCGAGAACGGUACCCACUCCAAGCCGUCUACCACGACAACUGCAGCACCCACAUCUUCGCACACGCGGACUCGAACACAAACCUGCAAAACGCCCGGGUGGUGGGGUUGCCGCGACGAGACCCUCAACAGUUCCAACAUGCUCGACUACAACUUCCGCAUCUCAACUCCACGUCUCACUUUGUCGCACCUCGACGCCAACAACGAGAGACAUGUCGAUUUCAUCUACGAGCUCAACAACAGCCCUGAGAUCCUCCACAUACAUCGAAGAAUGCCAGGAGUCAGAGACACCCGAGACUCUGCACGAAGGUUCAUCGAGCAAGGCACAGAUGCAUUCGAAAAGAUUGGAUAUGGUCGCUUCUUGAUAUCGCUUACUCCCGAUGCUGCAGCCGGUGGGUGUGGAGACGAUCAGCGGGCUCAAUCGUUUUCCGACUCUGUGAACAAACACCACUUGAUCGGGAUCUUAUCGAUGCGUAAGGACCGCUUUCCGUCCGCGCCGAGUGUUCCGGACAUUGGCUUUGCAAUCAUGGCCAAGUACUACGGUCGUGGUUACGCGACUGAGGCGUCAAAAGCAUUAAUUAAGUAUUACCGAGAACAGAAGGGGCAGACGGCAUUCGCGGGGUACUGUGAUCCUGACAACGAGAAUUCGAUCAAGAUGUUUCGUAGACUAGGCUUUGAGGAGAGGGGUGUAAAGGAGGUGAACGGUGUUAUCGGUGACGAUGUGUACUUGAAGUCUCUUCCCUCACCCAAGUGCACGCCCAGCCCGGAGCACAAGGGCGGCAAGAUGUCUUCUUCAAGUGCUGUAGAUGAGAGGUAUUCUGGGAAGCGCAUAUCGAGAAAGGGUGUCAAGUCAGUCCCAGCCGAGCAUGAUGACAUGCAUCUCAAGAUCGGUAAAGGAUAUCUCAGGCUGCCAGAGGAAGGCAAGCUCAACUGGGUCGCCGGUCUUCGAAACCUUACCUCAAUCACCUCCCCAGCACUGCUCCCCUGGCACAUCAUGUGCAUGUCGAGCCUGAAGACCUGCCACAUCAAUGUCGAAGUUGUAACCUGCGCAAGCCUCAACUUUGCGAUUCCCUCGUCCGCCGUCAUACCCAACCAAAAUGGGUGUCGCAUCGAAAAGCUCAGCGCCCAAGUCCCGAUCGAAUUCCUCUACGAUGCGUACCUCAGAGACGGCGUGUUCCAAUACCUGCCCGCUGUAAUUCAUCUCGCGCCACGCCUGCUCUACCUAGCCCUCCAUCUCACACGCAAAGAAGGAAGCGGCACACACCCUGGCGACGAACACGACGAGAGUGGUUACGACACCCUGCUCCAAGACAUGCAAAGCGACUCGCUCGAAACCCUCAUCAUCGACACCUGUGACGUCGAGCCCGCUUCCGUCCGCCAACCUCGCACAGACUUCUUCGAAUCAAUCUCGCACCUCACAUCGCUGCACAGCUUCCCUAAUCUGCGCCGCGUCGUCGCGCCUCAGGAAGCUUUCAUAUCCGUCCCGAACCUUCUCUCUAGCGAUGCAAACCCCGUGUUCGUGCCGCCGACCGUCCUCUUCCCGCGCAAUAUCGAGACGGUGGAAAUCAUCGACUCGACGUCCGCGCUUGAUACGUGGGCGAAGCGCUUACUCGACGCGCACGAUGCUCCGACGGGGCUUAGGAAUGCUGUUGAUGGCAAGCACUAUUCCGUUGCAGGGCGGGGCGGGAGAGAGAGGGAACUGUUCUCGUCGGGCGCUUAUGGCGAAUACGCAACGGUGGAGGAGCGUCAGUCGGAAACGACGAACCAAAGAGCUGUUGAGAUUAUGAAGACUGGUGUCACGGUGUUCUUGAAUAUGGGUUGCGAUCAGGAUGAUGAAAGCGAUGAUGCUGAGUCAGUAGGGGAAGUCCGGGAAUCAAAGACGCUGCAAAUUAUACGGCAGGAUAUUUGGGAUUUGAUGGACAAUGCGGGUAUUGUUGUGGAGAAGAAGGAAGACGAACCACGUGGUUGGAGGAUGUGA